Messenger RNA from Salvelinus namaycush (lake trout), 1107 nucleotides. Its product is annotated as putative UDP-GlcNAc:betaGal beta-1,3-N-acetylglucosaminyltransferase LOC100288842. Gene Ontology annotation, molecular function: N-acetyl-beta-D-glucosaminide beta-(1,3)-galactosyltransferase activity. NCBI's taxonomy places the organism in Eukaryota, Metazoa, Chordata, Actinopteri, Salmoniformes, Salmonidae. Gene Ontology annotation, cellular component: membrane. The transcript has a single exon. The coding region runs from base 1 to 1107 and encodes 368 amino acids. The record is from RefSeq and is a predicted model, not a curated record.
AUGGUGGGGCAGGGGCUGUGGGUGUUUAAGCCCCUCUUUGGGGCGCGUAGGGGCCGGUUCGGAGUGGUGCCUGCUCUCUGUGUGCUGAUAGUCAGUGCUGCCCUGCUAGCUCUACUCUUCAUUGACUCCAUUGAGUCAUGGGCCACAUACAUGAAUAUGAACACAAUGGUAGAGGCACAGGGGGGGAUCAUACCCCCCCAGAGUGUCCCCUCAACCAGACCUGAGGAGUACCUCCUUAUGCCCAGCCCUCAUGUCUGCCAGCAUGCCAAGCCCUACCUCAUCACCAUGGUGACCUCCUCCCCAGCCAAUCAGAGGGCCCGCCAGGCCAUCCGGGACACAUGGGGUGGGGAAGUGGAGGUCAGGGGUCAUAGGGUAAUGACCUUGUUCAUGCUCGGGGUGGCCUCUGACCCCGGGCUAGCCAAGCUGCUGAUAGAUGAGUCCUGGGAAAGAGGGGACCUGAUCCAAGGGCGCUUUUGGGAGUCCUACUCUAACCUGACCCUGAAGACCCUAUCGAUGCUGAGCUGGGUCCGACGCUUCUGCCCCCAGGCCCACUUCCUGGCCAAGGUGGACGAUGACGUCCUGUUCAACCCUGGGGCCCUUCUGCGCUACCUGAACAGCACCUACGAGCACGGGGACCUGUACCUGGGCCGGCUCCACCUCCACGUGGCUCCAGACCGAGAACCAGGCAGUAAGCACUACCUCCCUAGAGUGGCGUACCCUGCCUCUGUCUUCCCCGACUACUGCAGCGGCACUGCCUACAUCCUCUCCCGCUCCGCCUUGCUCAAGAUCUCCCUGACGGCCGCUGCCUCGCCUCCGUCCACUCCUCUGCCCCCCGAGGACAUGUUUGUGGGUCUGUGUGCCCGUGAGGCUGGAGUGCUGCCCUCCCACUGCCCACUGUUCUCUGGUGGGCCUGUGGUGCCCUACGGGCGCUGCUGCUACCAGGCCAUGGUGUCCAUCCAUCACAUCUCCCCCAGCGAGAUGCUCCGGUUCUGGGCUGACGUCCACUCCCCUCCCCCCUGCUCCUGGUUGGGUAUGCGUGCCUCCCUGGGGGUCUGUAAAGUCCGGGCCAUGCUGGGGACCUUUCUGGGGGUGGAGCAGGGGCUGUGA